AGCGUCGCCUGCGCAGCCUGGAGCUCCCGAGCGUGUUCCUGUUUUUUGACCCCAGGGCUUGCUGAGGGAGAUUUGGGGGGGUCGCUGCCGUCGCCCCUGAACCCCGCAAUCGGCUUGAUCGCCCCAACUCCUGCGUGUGACGGAGGAGAGGGUUUGCGGGUGCAGGCUGGGGGGCCCCUUGCAGGGCCACCUCCUCCUCACCCCCUGGCUGGAAGGAAGAUGACCCAGGAGAGGCCCCCCUUCUACAGGCAGGAGCUCAACAAGACCAUCUGGGAGGUGCCCGAGCGCUACCAGAACCUGUCCCCGGUGGGCUCCGGCGCCUAUGGCUCCGUGUGUGCUGCGUUUGACACAAAAACUGGGUUACGAGUGGCAGUGAAGAAGCUCUCCAGACCUUUUCAGUCCAUUAUUCAUGCCAAGAGGACAUACAGGGAAUUGCGGUUACUUAAACAUAUGAAACAUGAAAACGUAAUUGGUUUGUUGGAUGUUUUCACACCUGCGAGGUCUCUGGAGGAGUUCAGUGAUGUGUAUCUGGUGACUCAUCUCAUGGGGGCAGAUCUGAACAACAUUGUGAAAUGUCAAAAGCUUACAGAUGACCAUGUUCAGUUUCUUAUCUACCAAAUUCUCCGAGGACUCAAGUAUAUACAUUCAGCUGACAUCAUUCACAGGGAUCUAAAACCUAGUAAUCUGGCUGUGAAUGAAGACUGUGAGCUGAAGAUCUUGGAUUUUGGACUGGCUCGACAUACGGAUGAUGAAAUGACUGGCUAUGUGGCCACUCGGUGGUACCGGGCUCCUGAGAUCAUGCUUAAUUGGAUGCAUUAUAACCAGACAGUUGAUAUCUGGUCAGUGGGAUGCAUAAUGGCCGAGCUGUUGACUGGAAGAACGUUGUUUCCUGGUACAGACCAUAUUGAUCAGUUGAAGCUCAUUUUAAGACUCGUUGGAACCCCAGGGGCUGAGCUUUUGAAGAAAAUCUCCUCAGAGUCUGCAAGAAACUACAUUCAGUCUUUGACCCAGAUGCCGAAGAUGAACUUUGCAAAUGUAUUUAUUGGUGCCAAUCCCUUGGCUGUCGACCUGCUGGAGAAAAUGCUGGUGUUGGACUCAGAUAAGAGAAUCACCGCAGCCCAAGCCCUCGCUCACGCCUACUUUGCUCAGUACCACGAUCCUGAUGAUGAACCAGUGGCUGAUCCGUAUGACCAGUCCUUUGAGAGCCGGGACCUCCUUAUCGAUGAGUGGAAGAGCCUGACAUACGAUGAAGUUAUCAGCUUUGUGCCGCCUCCUCUUGACCAAGAAGAGAUGGAGUCCUGAUCGCCUGCCUGACUGCUCUUCUGUCGUCCCGCCUCACUGUGAGGGGAAGGCCUUUUCACGGGGACUCUCCAAAUAUCAUUCAAGUGCC
Molecule: messenger RNA, 1390 nt
Organism: Suncus etruscus (white-toothed pygmy shrew)
Lineage: Eukaryota; Metazoa; Chordata; Mammalia; Eulipotyphla; Soricidae
Gene: MAPK14
Product: mitogen-activated protein kinase 14
Exons: 12
Coding region: 220-1302 (360 amino acids)
Biological process (GO): protein phosphorylation; p38MAPK cascade
Cellular component (GO): cytoplasm; nucleus
Molecular function (GO): MAP kinase activity; ATP binding
Source: RefSeq, a predicted model, not a curated record